UCAGAAAGCUUUAUUAAAUAAUGGAAGGGAGGCUGAAGAAUUUUUCGUAGCUUAAGGACACUAAAGUAUAUAUAUAUCUAGUGCCGCCAUGUCUGAAUCUCAAAAUGAAUAUGAGGAGAGGAUUUAUUUUACCAUUUCAAACAUACAUGGUGGGACGGCCAAAUUAGACUCCUUCAAAUUCAUCAACCUUUCCUUCAUCCAUAUUCUGUCUAUAAAAGGAAGCCUUUUGGAUUCUCAUUUCACAAACUCUUUAAUUCUCUUUCUGCAAGCCCACCUAUAUAUUAUAUAUCCUUCUCCCUUAUUGCUUCAUUGGCCAUGGCAUCCAAAGCUAUCAUUUUGGAACUUCUCAUUGCAACCUGUGUCGUCGCUGUUUUCGCAUCUGAUCCCAGUCCUCUUCAAGACUUUUGCGUUGCAGACCCAAAUAGUAUGGUGAAAGUGAAUGGAGGUGUGUGUAAAGAUCCCAAAGCUGUGACAGCUGAUGAUUUCUUCUUUAGUGGACUCCACAAAGCUGGGAACACAUCAAACCCAGUGGGAUCUCGAGUGAGCGCUGUGAAUGUGGUUCAAAUCCCUGGGCUCAACACUCUUGGCAUCUCUUUGGCACGUGUCGACUAUGCGCCGAGGGGCAUCAACCCGCCACACACUCACCCGCGUGCCACCGAGAUCUUGACUGUCCUGGAAGGAACUCUCCUCGUCGGCUUUGUCACCUCCAACACCGAGAAUCGUCUCUUCACCAAGGUGCUUCAGAAGGGUGAUGUGUUUGUUUUUCCCAUUGGUCUCAUUCACUUCCAGCAGAACAUCGGAUACGGACACGCUGUUGCUAUCGCUGCGCUCAGUAGCCAAAACCCCGGGGUUAUUACCAUUGCUAAUGCUGUGUUUGGAUCCAAUCCUGACAUCCCAACUGAUGUUCUUGCAAAGGCUUUCCAAACUCAUAAACCCAUUAUCGCUGGAAUUCAAGCCAAGUUCUAAACAACUUUUAUGUUUUCAGUUCUCCUGAUUGUGAACAAAUCUUUGAUUCUUUAUUUUCUUGGAUGCGUGUUUCUGUUUGUAUU
Messenger RNA from Cucurbita moschata (crookneck pumpkin), 1049 nucleotides. Its product is annotated as putative germin-like protein 2-3. Bases 316 to 966 code for a protein of 216 amino acids. Gene Ontology annotation, molecular function: manganese ion binding. The record is from RefSeq and is a predicted model, not a curated record. Lineage: Eukaryota; Viridiplantae; Streptophyta; Magnoliopsida; Cucurbitales; Cucurbitaceae. The transcript is spliced from 2 exons. Gene Ontology annotation, cellular component: cell wall.